GAACAAACCUAUGUAUUCUAUGUUUGACGUAAAAAUUGACAAUAGAGCACAUCUAACCAAAAUUGUGUCAGUACUUUUAUUUCUUAAAUAAGUCCAAAAUUUUUGAUAACAGUGCACGGUUUAUAUUCUAUAGUUGAUGUAUUUAAUUAAUGGCUUCAAUAAACUAUUCCUAAUGCAGUAUUAUAAGUGGGUUAUUCAACACUGGAAUUCAAGUAAUAACAUUUUGAUAUCGAUGAUAACUCCAACAUAAAAACAAUAUAUAAGUAUAUUAUGUAGUACCCUUAAAUAAAUUUCUAAAUAAUUCCAAGUUUUAAUUGACGUAAUGGGUAUUUGUUGGUGUAAACAGAAAAAUGAAGAACGUGACACCUACAUACCACAAUCACCAAAUCACCUUCAAAUACUUAACAUCGCACAAUCUGGAUCUCCCCAGUAUCCCUUUAAAGUGUCGAAAAUACCAGAUGUCGAUGUGUUAGUGCUUGAAACUUUGGGAGUUAUUGCUACCUUGGUUGAUAAUGAACAGGAACCUCCCAAUUCUAUGCUUCUUUUACAUAACAUAGCAGAUAAUGAAGAAGGUUGGAUCCAGGUUGUAAAUUCUAUGAUAAAUGUAAUACCUAUGCAAGAUCCAUUAGGACCGUCUGUUAUAACAUUACUUUUAGAUGAUUGUCCAUUACCAUCAAAAGAAUCAGUAUUUAAGGUAGUUAAUAUGCUUGACCUGUCUAAAAAAGCUGCAGUGAUAGGUAGAUCAAAUGCUCCUAGACAAAGGAAUAUAUGUGUUGUAUUGGGUUGUAUUGCCGAAAAAUUAGCAGGUCCAAGGAAUAUGGAGAUAUUAAAUGACGGUAUAAUUGAUUACUUAUUGACAAAUUUGGAUCCAGCCACAGAUCCCAAUGUAAUAUUGUUCUCCUUAAUAGCUAUAGAAAAGUUCGCUCAAACUAGCACAAAUAAGAUUACGAUUGUUAAAAAAAUUGAAAAUCUUCCAUCUAAUCCUAUACAUUUGCUUGAAUCUUGGAAAGAAGAAAAACAUUAUACGAAAAGACAAGUUGGAUUUUGUGCUCAAUGGAUUCUUGACAAUCUAUUUGUAAUGGAAAAUCGACAAUACAGCUACCUAACUGUUAAUAUGGAAGGAAUAAACGCAAUGUUAAAUACCUCUGACGUUAGUGAAUAUCUCAAAAUAUCUCCAGAUGGAUUAGAGGCUCGAUGUGAUGCAUAUUCUUUUGAAAGUGUGCGGUGUACAGCUCAAGCUGACAAUGGAAUAUGGUAUUACGAAGUUUGUAUUAUUACCCCAGGUGUAAUGCAAAUCGGAUGGGCAACUAAAAAUAGCAAUUUUUUAAAUCACGAGGGUUAUGGUAUUGGAGAUGACAGGUUUUCUUUGGCUUAUGAUGGUUGUAGAAGAUUGAUAUGGUACAAUGCAAAAUCUGAUCCCCAGAACGUACCAAGAUGGCAAUCAGGAGAUAUAUUGGGAUGCCUUUUGGAUCUAAAUAAUCAACAGAUUAUAUUUUCAAUAAACGGAGUACCCCUACCACCAUGCAUACAUGUAUUUACGAUGGCGAAGUCUGGUUUUUUCGCUGCAGCAAGCUUCAUGUCAUUCCAACAAUGCCGAUUUAAUUUCGGUGCCGAACCGUUCAAGCAUCCUCCUAAUACGGACUAUUCAACAUUCAACCAACAAGGAUUCCUUCGGUCUGAAGAUAAAAUCGUUCUACCUAGGCAUAUAUUUCUCAAUCAACUUAGAGAGCAAAAUAUUGGUGAGGAUAGUUGUACGUUGUGUUAUGAUCAAAAGGCAUCAAUUCGAUUGCUCCCUUGUGAACAUUCUGGUUUCUGCUCGUCGUGUGCCAAACAGCUGAUAGAAUGUCCGAUGUGUAGGUCUCCGUUUCGUGAAAUAGAAGAAUAUCCUCAAUCUUUAUGACAUACAAGAUGCCGUUAAACACUAACAAUGUUGAUAUGUUUAAACGAAAUAGGAAUUAGUAUGAACAAGCUCUGUUAUAAAAUAACAAUGAGUAUGUGUACAAAUUUUCUGCAUUAAAAGCAAAAAUAACACGGGUUCUUAUUAAAAAAAUAUUUAUUUAUUAUGAUAUUUUCACUUAUUAUCGUUUUAUUUUUUAUUUGAUAAAAAAAAACAAUUUAUUUGUGUUUACUGUACAUAUUGCUACGUUUUAGAUUUGAAAUUUUAAGUUCCCUUGUUAUUUAUUAUGGUACAGAAGAAAUUCACUUUAUUUUUGUGAUAUUUCGACAAUAACCCAGUGAGAGAAAAAAAUUAGUCACCUAUAUUCAAACAGUACCUAAGUAAUGGUGACAUUUUUCCAAAUUUUUUUGUUAUAGCCAUAGCAAUUAAGGGGAUGCCCCAAAAUGGAAAACAAGCAACCACGUUUUUCAAUUGAUCCUUCGUUAGUUUUAGAUCAACACAAAUAGGAGCAAAACAUCAAUAUAAUUGGGGAAUCACUGAAAAGUUCUUAGGCUAGCAUGAAAAAAUCUUUUUUAUAUAGCAUUCGAUUAUAUUGUUCAAUAUAGUUCGCUCCGUUGGUAGAAAAGUGACACAACUCAAAAUUAGUAAAUGUUCGGUAGGGCGGUUUAAAAAUUUGAAAGUUAACAUCUAACAAGGUAUAAAAACAUUUUAUUCGACACUUUUUUAUGUUUUAACUCUAAGUAAUAACGCAUUCUUUAGUAUGGUUUGAUGUUCAAUUGAAAUAUUUAAACUACAUCUUAAAUAAAAAGAAAAUUCUAGCCCUUAUUCGAGUUGUGACACUUUUUCAUAAAAACUUGACCUAUUGAUGUCGGUUUUAAUUUAUGUAUGAUUGUUAUGAAAACUGUGUUAGAUUAUAAUUUUAAGAAAAUCCUAGUCCUAAUAUGAAAAUAUACAAUUGAAUUCAUAAAAAAUUGUAUACAAAUUAGAAAUUGUUUGUGUAAAACCAGAUUAUCUAAAUGAUUGUUCAUUGGAGGUUACCGCCCGUCAUAUAUUAUCAAAAAAUUAAAAUAUAUAUAGAAAAGUGACACAAUUCUAAACUUACCUUAUAUGUAAACUGACAUAAAACCAAGUCAGUCGAAAAUCUGUUGCGGUUUUAGGUUGGUUUCAACUAAUUUCGAAUAUGAUGAAUUCUGACUUGUGUCACUUUUCUACCAACGGAGUCUUAGAACGCGUUACAACGCUUAUAGCGGUCAUACAAUUACAAAUACUUUCGUAUUCUUCUAAGCGAUAUUACUUCUUUUGUCUUGUUCGAUAUCAUUCCGGCUUUCCGAGCUCAGCUCAGUAAAUAUACUGAAAUUUCAAAAGUAGCCUUUGUACGUAGAUAUUGGGGUGACAUACACUGCGACCCAAAGGAUCUAUUGUGUUCCCCUUUUUUGCUGCGAUAUUGGGAAAUCCAGUGUUUACAGCUGAUAUGUUAAUACCAUUUUUUAGUAUGGCUGUAGCUGCCAUAAAUCUUCGUCUUCUAUUUUAUACACUCCCAGGUGUAGUGCUCUGGAGUUUUCCACAAUACAUUGUAGAGUAAUUUUAUUUUUCUUACCUAGUUCGUUUACUUUUUCUAGGAUAUUAUGAUAUUAGAGCUUAAAGCUCUAAUGGUUACUUGGCUAUUGGAUGAUGUUCUCCUGUUUGGAAUAGUUCCAAAAGUAGCCUUGAAAAGGCCGUUUAUGGUGGUAUCACAUGUUUGCCAUUGUUUUAGAAUCAUCAUCUUUAAGUCUCCAUCAUAGUAUUUUUAUUUAUUGUGUAUUCAUCUUUCUUUUUGGUUAUUUUUUCUAUUAAUUUCUCUCCGUUAUAAAGUGUUAAUUUGGAAAUGUAUUACCCUAUAAGAUAUUAAAACGAGUAAAAUGAGUUAAUUUUAUCUUAAUUUUGGCACAUCUACAGUUUUGCAGGAAACUCUAGCUCGCUACAUACUUCCUGUGAGUAAAGUCAUACUUAUUUUUAAGGGAGCAGUUUGUAGAUUGAUUUUUUUAAACUUCAGAUAGGGAAAGUGACAGCUCCUGGAAACCUUAUUUUAAAGGUAGUCUAAGUACCUUUUCAAAAAUACCCAAUACUUAUAUACAUUUCAAUACGAAUUAUUUGGAUACGAAUUUGUUGUAAUAUUGUGGCAAAGAAAUACUAAAAUCUUUAAUAAUAUUCUGAGCUUUUUAAUACUUUCAUCAUCGGAGACUGAAAAUAGGAUUAAAGUAUAAUGUAGAAAUUCAAUUUAUGUUAACUGUCAUUUUGAGUCACUUGUAUUCAUUAAUAUUUAUAUAAAAUUCAAGAUACCAAAAUUCUCGAUUAAAUGUACAUAAUUCUACAUUAUGUUUUGACCAUAUUUUCAGCUCCAGAUGAGGAAUACCCUUUAAGCACCAACGUGCAUUUUUUAUAACGUUAGUGCCGACGUGAGGCCGCUUAUAUUAUGUAGUGUUUUUUAAAGAAAGUGUUGAUUUAAAUAUUUGUCUCUGCAGUAAAAUGGAAAAUAAAGGAUUUUAAAAAAAAA
Molecule: messenger RNA, 4430 nt
Organism: Diorhabda carinulata
Lineage: Eukaryota; Metazoa; Arthropoda; Insecta; Coleoptera; Chrysomelidae
Product: RING finger and SPRY domain-containing protein 1-like
Exons: 8
Coding region: 323-1900 (525 amino acids)
Cellular component (GO): cytoplasm
Molecular function (GO): protein binding; ubiquitin-protein transferase activity
Source: RefSeq, a predicted model, not a curated record